GCCCGCCCCGCGCGCCCAGCCCACUCCGCGGGCGAGCGGAUGCUCGGGGAAGCCGCCGCAGCCCUGGCUGCGCAGCUGUAGUGCAGAGAAGCGGAGGACCGGGAGGCAGGAUGCCGGCGUUCCACAGCCCGAGACUGCGUUUCCUGUGAGGCCAGGUCGCGCACUCCAGAUGUGCUGCAAUGGUGACAUAAACUGUUGACUGAGAGUAGGAGCGUGGCUGGAACUCCAUCCUUCCUCCUGGCGUUUGUUUUUUUUUUAAUGGUGCUUCUGCUGGAAUAGUCAAAGAAGUCCGUCCAACAUGAGUUUUAUCAUGAAACUUCACAGACACUUUCAGAGAACCCUGAUUCUGCUUGCCACAUUUUGUACGCUGAGCAUUAUUAUUUCUGCUUACUACCUGUACAGUGGCUACAAACAGGAGAGCGAGCUCUCCGGGAGGGCGUCGGAAGUGGACUGCGGUGACCUCCAGCACAUACCGUCCAGGCUGAUGGACGUGAAGAGGGCAAUGCUUUCCGAUGCUUCCAGGACAGACCCCACAGUCCUGGUGUUUGUGGAGAGCCAGUACUCAUCCCUCGGUCAAGACAUCAUUACAAUGCUAGAAUCCAUUCGGUUUCACUAUCACACUGAAAUCGCACCUGGAAAAGGAGACCUUCCAGCCCUUACAGACAGUGUGAAAGGCAAAUACAUUCUCAUUAUUUAUGAGAAUAUUUUAAAGUAUAUAAACAUGGACUCUUGGAAUAGAAGCCUCUUAGAUAAAUACUGUAUAGAAUAUGGUGUGGGUAUCAUUGGAUUCCACAAAACUGGUGAGAAAAACCUACAGAGCUUUCAAUUCAGGGGCUUCCCCUUCUCCAUAAGUGGAAACCUGGCUGUAAAAGACUGCUGUAUUAACCCUCACUCCCCUCUGCUUCAUGUGACCAAGUCAUCCAAGCUUGACAGGGGCUCUUUACCGGGAACAGACUGGACAGUUUUCCAGGUUAACCACUCCACCUACCAGCCAGUAAUAUUUGCCAAAGUUAAGACUCCAGAAAACCUAUCUCCUCCCAUCUCUAAAGGUGCUUUUUAUGCCACUAUCAUCCAUGACCUGGGGCUUCAUGAUGGGAUCCAGCGAGUUCUUUUUGGCAACAACUUGAACUUUUGGUUGCACAAGCUCAUCUUCAUAGAUGCCAUCUCCUUCUUGUCUGGGAAGAGGCUGACAUUGUCCUUGGACAGAUACAUCCUUGUGGACAUUGAUGACAUAUUUGUGGGGAAGGAGGGAACAAGAAUGAACACCAAUGAUGUGAAGGCCCUGCUUGACACUCAGAACCUUUUGCGCACACAAAUCACAAAUUUUACAUUCAACCUUGGAUUUUCAGGGAAAUUUUAUCACACAGGAACAGAAGAGGAAGAUGAAGGGGAUGACUGUCUGUUGGGGUCUGUGGAUGAGUUCUGGUGGUUUCCCCACAUGUGGAGUCACAUGCAGCCCCACCUCUUCCACAAUGAGUCCUCUUUAGUGGAGCAGAUGAUUCUCAACAAAAAGUUUGCCUUAGAGCACGGCAUCCCUACCGACAUGGGCUAUGCGGUGUCCCCUCACCAUUCAGGCGUCUACCCUGUCCACGUCCAGCUUUACGAGGCCUGGAAGAAGGUCUGGAAUAUUAAAAUCACCAGCACUGAAGAGUACCCGCAUCUGAAACCAGCUAGAUACCGGAGAGGCUUCAUCCACAAAAACAUCAUGGUUCUUCCAAGACAAACCUGUGGGCUCUUCACUCACACAAUUUUCUACAAGGAAUAUCCAGGAGGUCCCAAGGAACUGGACAAGAGUAUUCAUGGAGGGGAGCUCUUUUUCACUGUGGUUCUCAACCCAAUCAGUAUUUUCAUGACCCACUUGUCUAACUAUGGAAAUGACCGACUGGGAUUAUAUACGUUUGUGAAUCUAGCCAAUUUCGUGCAGACCUGGACCAACCUACGUCUUCAGACGCUGCCUCCGGCUCAGCUGGCUCACAAGUAUUUUGAGCUCUUUCCUGAUCAGAAAGACCCUCUCUGGCAGAACCCCUGUGAUGACAAACGCCACAGAGACAUUUGGUCUAAAGAAAAAACCUGCGAUCGUUUACCAAAAUUCUUGGUAAUAGGACCCCAGAAAACUGGUACCACUGCCUUGUGUCUGUUCCUGAUUAUGCAUCCUUCCAUCCUUAGUAACUCCCCCAGCCCAAAAUCCUUUGAGGAGGUACAGUUCUUUAAUAGAAAUAACUACCACAGGGGGAUUGAUUGGUACAUGGAUUUCUUCCCAGUCCCAUCUAACGUCUCCACCGACUUUCUGUUUGAGAAGAGUGCCAAUUACUUCCACUCAGAGGAAGCUCCUAAAAGGGCUGCUUCUCUGGUCCCUAAAGCCAAAAUCAUCACCAUCCUCAUUGACCCAUCGGACCGGGCAUACUCCUGGUACCAGCAUCAGCGAUCCCAUGAAGACCCUGCAGCUCUGAAGUUCAGCUUCUAUGAAGUAAUCUCUGCUGGACCCCAUGCACCCUGGGAACUCCGAACCCUGCAGAAGAGAUGCCUAGUCCCUGGGUGGUACGCCAGUCACAUUGAGAGAUGGCUUGUCUAUUUCCCUCCCUUUCAGCUGCUAGUUAUCGACGGGCAGCAGCUAAGAACUGACCCUGCGGCAGUGAUGGAUGAAGUCCAGAAGUUUCUAGGAGUUACGCCUCACUACAAUUACUCCGAAGCUUUAACAUUUGAUUCUCAUAAAGGCUUUUGGUGUCAGCUAUUGGAAGAAGGAAAAACAAAAUGCCUUGGAAAGAGUAAAGGAAGAAAGUAUCCACCGAUGGAUUCUGAUAGCGUUUCUGUCCAGCUACUACCGCGACCACAACGUGGAGCUGUCGAAGCUGCUGCACAGGCUCGGGCAGCCUCUGCCCUCGUGGCUGAGACAGGAGCUGCAGAAGGUGAGGUAGCACGGAGGAAACAGGAACCCAUCCCGGGUACUGGCACACACUCCUCCUCCAGAGCUCAGAGAAGCAACCAAAAAGCUGUCAAACACAUACCUCUUCAUCAAGAAAAACAAGCAAGGUUCUCCAUGUGCUGGCAUGUGGAUGAUUGGGGGGUGGGGCAUAAAAAGCAUCUCUAAGAAACAUCUGGGCCUAUGGCCUUCCUCUUAACCCAUAUCUGAUGAGUGAGAGUAGACUACUCUGUACUCACGUGGAAGUCAACAGCAACCAACGUAAAUUUAAAAACAAAGAACAGAAACACUGACAAAGACCUGUUCCAUUUCAUAGUAAUAUUUACAGUUUUGUAUAUCAACUAAAGUUGUAUUUCUGUAGAUUUCUGGACCACUGUUUGACUGUAAAAAUGUUUUCUUACUUGAUUCUGUGGAGUAUCCAAUAAGACGAUAAACAUCACCGUGUAAAAUUCCAAAAAGUGUGAAAAAUGCUGCCAGCAUAGGCCAUGAUUGUGUGUGAGAACAGAGACUGGGAAGUAAUAUAUGGGCUUUAUCUCCAUCAAAGAGAGGCAAGGGAGGUGAUUCUCCUUGCGCAUUGUCCAGUGUGUUCACGUAGCUCUGUACUGUAAACAGAAACACAUUUGUGCAUCAAAAUGGUGAGUGAUGCUGGAAGAGUACUGACUAAACCCUCUAACAGAGAGAUAUGGUGAACAUCA
Meriones unguiculatus (Mongolian gerbil) is the source of this 3615-nucleotide messenger RNA. RefSeq names its product N-deacetylase and N-sulfotransferase 3 (gene Ndst3). The transcript has 14 exons. Gene Ontology annotation, molecular function: heparan sulfate N-sulfotransferase activity; deacetylase activity. The coding region runs from base 299 to 3088 and encodes 929 amino acids. NCBI's taxonomy places the organism in Eukaryota, Metazoa, Chordata, Mammalia, Rodentia, Muridae. The record is from RefSeq and is a predicted model, not a curated record. Gene Ontology annotation, cellular component: Golgi apparatus.